This is a messenger RNA of Falco peregrinus (peregrine falcon), 1583 nucleotides long. RefSeq names its product ankyrin repeat domain 22 (gene ANKRD22). The transcript has 6 exons. Gene Ontology annotation, molecular function: protein binding. The coding region runs from base 618 to 1190 and encodes 190 amino acids. The record is from RefSeq and is a predicted model, not a curated record. Lineage: Eukaryota; Metazoa; Chordata; Aves; Falconiformes; Falconidae.
AGAGGAGACUGAGCAGAAGGUGAUGAAAGCGGCUCGCCUGUUCAGUAAGAGACUGAAGCUAAUUAUACCAGGAGCUCUCAUUAAAGUGUGUGGGAUCUAGUUGGUUCCCUUUUCCCAGUAAGCCUCUUGAGGUGUGCUUGCAGAGGGUUUUCAGUAGUUUUAGUCAGAAGUAGCUUGGGUGGCAAUCUAGCUACUGUUCACUUAGGGUUUAGGUUUCAUGCUUUUUUUCCUAUACACCCCCCACACCCCCCUUUCUUCACUUGUGAAACUUUCUUCCUCUCCCUCUGCCUCCUCCUGUCCUCAGCCUGUUUUGCCACUUUCCUUUUUAGGUAACUGGAGGCUGUUCUUGCAAAAAGGACAUAGGAAAAUGCCUGUGUGUUGUAACUUGUUCUGUUGUCUCUCCCGUAAGCUGUUCUCGUGUUGCCUCCUUGGGCUGGGUUUCUGGAGACAAUUGUUUCAUGCUACCAACUGGAAAGCACCUAAAGGAAAUGUAGCUUAAGAGAGUGAUACUUUUAAGUUAAAUAUUAACCUGAAUCAAACAAGCUUAAGAGCGUUUAAAGUGAGGUUAACUGGUUGAGCUUGUGAACAAGAGCGAACUCAAGCAGUGAAGAGUAGACAUGGGGAUACUCUAUUCGGAGCCCAUUUGUCAGGCAGCUUAUAAUAACGAUUUCAAUGAAGUUCAGCUCCUUUUGGAGCACAACAGCAACUAUCUGAACAUCCAGGACAGCUUCAGUGGAGACACACCCUUAAUUUGUGCAUGUAAACAGGGAAACAACAGGAUAGUUAGCUACCUUCUAAAAAGAAAUGCUGAUGUCAACCUCAGGAACAAGGACUGCACUUGUCUGCAUUAUGCUGUGAGAAAACGGUUUACCUUCCUUGACUAUGUGCUCAUCAUAAUCCUCAUGCCAGUUAUGCUUAUUGGAUAUCUUCUUAUGAUCUCAAAGACUAAACAGAAUGAAAACCUGAUCAAGAUGUUGCUUAGAGCUGGAGCUGAUGUUAAUGCUACAGACUUUUCUGGUAACACAGCCCUUCACUAUGCUUGUGAAAUGAAAAAUCAGGCAGUCAUUCCUCUACUGCUUGAAGCUCACGCAGACACUUCUGUAAAGAAUCAGGAUGGGGAGACUCCUUUAGAUAUAGCAAGAAGAUUACAGUUCCACAACAUUGAAAGCAUGCUAAGGAAAACUUCGUAGUUGUCAAGGAUUCUUGAACGUGCAGAAAAUUACAUCAUCUGACAAUCCACCUUGCGCAGCAGCAGAAGUCCUGCAGCAGGUUGAGGGCAGUGACUUGAUAGACUUGGUCCAAAGCCACUCAUUCCUUGCUGCAGGCUUUGACUAUUUCUUGUGAGACUUGUCAGUACCCACAAGGCCACAUGGGCUGAAAGGAGUUAAUUUGAUUUUACUAAGCCAUGAAUGAUUACAAUAGCCUUCAAAAUAUUGCCCUUCCCAUUUGCUUGCCCAGUUUUAUUACUUGACUUGCAUAGACUGGAUUUUGAAAGCUAGCUACAAUAUUUCUGGAAGCAUAAACAUUGCACAUAGUGGUUGGCAGCCAAUGCAAAAAUAAAAUAUUCUUUUGAGUGUGUGUUC